Molecule: messenger RNA, 792 nt
Organism: Fulvia fulva
Lineage: Eukaryota; Fungi; Ascomycota; Dothideomycetes; Mycosphaerellales; Mycosphaerellaceae
Product: PXMP2/4 family protein 3
Exons: 3
Coding region: 1-792 (263 amino acids)
Cellular component (GO): membrane; cytoplasm
Source: RefSeq, a predicted model, not a curated record
AUGUCGCAAGUCAAGUUCGAGCAGAAGGAGACCAUCCGCACCACGAGCGGAGCUGGCGGUAGUGGCGGACCGCCGUCAGGAGGCAAAGAGGAUUUUGCACACAAGGUCGGCGAUGCCUUGACCAAAGGAUCAGGCCCCAAUGGGUACCUUGCCUGGUACCUCAAGAAGCUCCAAGAAGACCCGCUGCGCACCAAGAUGAUCACAUCUGGCACACUAGCUGGUCUGCAAGAGUUCCUUGCCUCGUGGAUCGCGAAGGACCGCAGCAAGCAUGGCCACUACUUCACGAGUAGAGUGCCGAAGAUGGCUGUGUAUGGUGCCUUCAUCAGUGCGCCUCUGGGUCAUGUCAUGAUCUCUAUCCUUCAGAAGAUGUUCGCUGGCAGGACAAGUCUGCGCGCAAAGAUUAUGCAGAUCAUUGUGUCUAACUUGAUCAUCUCGCCCAUCCAGAACGCCGUCUACCUCACGUCAAUGGCCAUCAUCGCAGGCGCCCGCACAUUCCACCAGAUCCGCGCGACCGUACGAGCAGGCUUCAUGCCAGUCAUGAAGGUCUCCUGGGUCACAUCCCCACUGGCCCUCGCCUUCGCGCAGGCCUUCCUUCCAAACGAAGUCUGGGUGCCAUUCUUCAACGCCGUCGGAUUCAUCAUCGGUACAUACAUCAACGCGCACACGAAGAAGAAGAGGCUGCAAGCUCUGCGAAGGAAGUACCAGGACAGCAGCAGAACGAACGACGGAAGAGACGGUCGCGACGGACGCAGUGAAUACGGCGGCAGUCGGCCAGGUCCUGGUGCGUACUAG